CCGCCGCCAUUGCCGUUUCACCCCGCGCAGCUCGUCAGGGCCUUGUCGCCGCCGCCGCCAUGGGCCAGUGCGGCAUCACCUCGUCCAAGACGGUGCUGGUGUUCCUCAACCUCAUCUUCUGGGCGGCAGCAGGGAUCCUGUGCUAUGUGGGAGCCUAUGUCUUCAUUACUUACGAUGACUAUGAUCAUUUCUUUGAAGACGUGUACACGCUCAUUCCCGCCGUUGUGAUCAUAGCUGUAGGCACGCUUCUUUUCAUCAUCGGACUUAUUGGAUGCUGUGCCACCAUCCGAGAAAGCCGUUGUGGACUCGCAACGUUUGUGAUCAUCCUCCUCUUGGUUUUUGUCACAGAAGUCGUCGUCGUGGUUUUGGGUUACAUUUACCGAGCAAAGGUGGAAAACGAGGUUGAUCGCAGUAUCGAGAAGGUGUACAAGGCCUAUAAUGGAACCUCUCCUGACGCUGCCAGUCGCGCUAUCGAUUAUGUGCAGAGGCAGCUGCGUUGUUGUGGGAUUCAUAAUUAUUCUGACUGGGAGAAUACAGACUGGUUCAAAGAAACCAAAAAUCAGAGUGUGCCCCUCAGCUGCUGCAAAGCGACUGUCAGCAACUGCAACGGAAGCCUUGCCCGCCCCUCCGACCUCUACUCCGAGGGAUGUGAAGCUUUAGUUGUAAAGAAGCUACAAGACAUCAUGAUGUAUGUUAUCUGGGCAGCAUUGGCGUUUGCUGCCAUUCAGCUGCUGGGCAUGCUGUGCGCCUGUAUAGUGUUGUGCAGGAGGACUAGAGAUCCCGCGUACGAACUUCUGAUCACCGGAGGAACCUACGCUUAGAAGGCUGUGCCAGCCCCUUGAGCGCCGGAUCCCGUGUCCGUUCCUCGGAAGGUGAAUGGGGCGGGCCUCUGGCCUUAGCCCUGCUCCUCUCCCCCCCCACCCCACCCCGGUCCGCGCAGUAGACGCAGCCGAAGCACACUUUGCACAGUCGAGGGCAGCCGUGACGUGCACUGGUGACGGCGAGGCAACUAGCUCUCUGUGCCCCCACAAACGUACCUUGGACACCAUUUUCCCCCACCGCUUUGGCCAACUGUCCAUGUAGUCGAGGAGGUCUUGAGUGGGCGAGUUAAGCGUUCUAACAAGAGGACCGUGGCUUGGGGCGGCUAGGGUGAAUGCCCACGUCGACGUCCGCUGAACGCACGCAGACCAAUUCCGGACUCCUAAAUCUUCUUCAACUAGGUGGGAUUCUUGGCCAAAGCAUUUUUGGAGGGAGGGAAAAAAGGACUCCAGCUAUCGAUUUAAUUUGGCAAGAGCUGAACAUUAAGUUUUGCCCCUCACCAGUAUCCGUUUUGAAAUGCCUAUUGUAGCAAAGCCCAGUCAGUGGAAAUUAUACAAGACGACUAAGAGUAAAAUUAGAAUCGGACCGAGUGCAUCCUUGAUCAUCUCAAAAGACUGAUCUUCCAAACUUUCAUGUUUUUUAAAAUACAAGCUGGCUUUUCAGGAGUAUAAUGUAUGCACUACUGUUCUAUAACAAAUUACCUUUUGGGGUUUUUUUUUUUGGUUCUGUUUUAUGUUUUGAGUCAUUGUAGGACUCAGAUUUGGUUUGAAAAUAAUGUAGCCUUGUAGAAUAGUCAAAUACCAUAGUAUGUGAAGGUGAUCUCAGUUGUAAAUAGUAAAUCUGAUGAAAUAAAGUCUGUAUAUCCUCCCUCCAAAA
Messenger RNA from Tachyglossus aculeatus (Australian echidna), 1695 nucleotides. RefSeq names its product tetraspanin 3 (gene TSPAN3). NCBI's taxonomy places the organism in Eukaryota, Metazoa, Chordata, Mammalia, Monotremata, Tachyglossidae. The coding region runs from base 60 to 821 and encodes 253 amino acids. Gene Ontology annotation, cellular component: membrane. Gene Ontology annotation, biological process: protein maturation; regulation of vascular endothelial growth factor signaling pathway; protein localization to plasma membrane. The transcript has 7 exons. The record is from RefSeq and is a predicted model, not a curated record.